This is a messenger RNA of Theobroma umbraticum, 1513 nucleotides long. Lineage: Eukaryota; Viridiplantae; Streptophyta; Magnoliopsida; Malvales; Malvaceae. The record is from RefSeq and is a predicted model, not a curated record.
AUUUUCUUGUGAACCUCCAUUAAGACAUAUGAGAGGAGCAAGAAUAAGGUCAUUUUUUGGUUGAUGGGUUCUGCCUUUUCUGGUUCUAAUGGCUGUUAUUUAAUGGCUUCUGCCUUUUCAGAGGAAACUUAUUGACUCGAAAGAGACUAGGUGACCGUGCAAAGCUUCAGUGCAGUAAUUGUCGUUGAGUGAGUAGUUGGUUUAUAAUAAAAAUCUUGAUCUGGAAGUGAAACUCUUUGCAACAGUCCUCAACCAUUUCAAAGAUGGUUUGUUUUGUGCCCAAGGACCUUCAGGAAAUAGAGGUGGCAAAGGAGAAGAUUUCUGGUGGCGAUUACUUGGGUGCCAGAAAGAUGUUAUUACAAGUAAAACGUGAUUUUCCAGCGGUUGAUAACAUCGCUGGCAUGAUGGCUGUUUGUGACAUCUUAUUUUCUGCUGCUCUCAAAUUCAUGGAUUUUGAUUUCUACUUUGUCCUUCAAAUCCCCCCUGAAGCCACUAGUUCUGAGAUAAAAUCUAUAUACAACAAGUUUACUACUCUGCUAGAACCCAUUCUAAACAACUUUCUUGGUGCUGCAUCAGCCUUGAGAAUCGUCCAAGAUGCAUUUUCAGUGCUCUUACAUCAAGAGACGUGCAAAAUGUUUGAUAUUAAGAGAGCUAGAAAUCAGGAGUCCUGUGAAUCCAGGAUCUCCAAUGAAAACAAUGUUAUGGAUUCCCAGCUGGCAACAGAAAUUUUGAUUCAAAGACAUGAGAAUUCCCGGAGUUCUAAAAGGUGGAGAAUGGGUUCGUACAAGACUGGGGAUGGCUAUGGAAACAUAUAUGAUAGCAAUUCAAUGGAGAUUGUGUCAAAGAUAAUUACGGAUGCAGAAGUCUCCACUUACCUUGGAGAAAGGCAGGUCCAUGAUUCUAAAUUACCUACUCAAUCAGUCAUUUUGAAGGCUCAAUUUGUUGGUGAACAGAAAAAGGAGAUCUAUGAUCAAGAAGCAAGCUGUACUGCUUGUGCUAUGAGUAGUAUUGACACAAUGGCUGGGAAACCUCAUGACAAGUUUUCCCCCUCAAAUGUUUCUCUCUGAUCCUAGCAAGAAGUCAUCCCGUCUUGAGAAUUGCAAUCAAGACUAUUACACCUUUGAUAAUACUGGAAAGGCAGAACUAUAUUCAGUUGGUCAGGUUUGGGUUACUUACGAUGAAGAAGGCAUGCCUGGAAGAUAUGCACAGAUUAUUUGCAUAGAUGAAUUCCCAUUCAGAUUGCACGUCAGCUGGUUCAAACCUGUUCCAGUUACAGCCCAUGAGAGAAAAUGGUAUGAAUUAAAGAUGCCUGUUCUAUGUGGCUGAUUCAAUUUGGAUAGGAACGAAAGAACAGCGGUUGAGCCAACAUUGUUCUCCCACUUGAUAUCUAUGCAUGCAAGUGAACAAAUUGAAAUUUACCCCCAGACUGGUGAGGUUUGGGCAAUAUACAGAGACUGGAGGCUAUUGGAGUGGCUCUCAAAUCCCAGAGCUAGGAAGGAAUGCAGACUGGAAA